Messenger RNA from Lithohypha guttulata, 1551 nucleotides. RefSeq names its product ribosome-binding protein (gene NMD3). NCBI's taxonomy places the organism in Eukaryota, Fungi, Ascomycota, Eurotiomycetes, Chaetothyriales, Trichomeriaceae. Gene Ontology annotation, cellular component: nucleus; cytoplasm. Gene Ontology annotation, biological process: ribosomal large subunit export from nucleus. Gene Ontology annotation, molecular function: ribosomal large subunit binding. Bases 1 to 1551 code for a protein of 516 amino acids. The record is from RefSeq and is a predicted model, not a curated record. The transcript has a single exon.
AUGGAGGUCGAUUCUAUGCCAAUAUCCUUGCCAGUACAAGAGAAAGCCUCUGCCACGAUAUUAUGUUGCAACUGUGGUGCACCGAUCGAUGGCACAGUCGCGGCAGGCGCGCUUUGCUACGAUUGUGUUAAACUCACUGUUGACGCUUCAGAAGGUAUUCAACGUGAGGGAGUCUUACAUACAUGCCGAGACUGCGAGAGAUGGCUUUCGCCUCCUUCACAAUGGGUUACUGCUGCAAUGGAGUCAAGAGAACUGUUGGCCCUGUGUCUACGGAAGUUGCGUGGUCUCAAUAAAGUCAGAAUCAUUGACGCCAGCUUUCUUUGGACGGAGCCACAUUCGAGGAGGAUUAAGGUCAAAAUAACAGUUCAGCAAGAAGCUUUCGAAGGAGCAAUCAUUCAGCAGACUUUCGAGGUUGAAUAUGUGGUGGCCUAUCAACAAUGUCCAGAUUGUCAGAAGUCUUACACAGCAAACGUGUGGAGGGCGAGUGUACAAGUGCGACAGAAGGUUCCGCACAAGCGAACAUUUCUCUACCUCGAACAACUAAUGCUGAAGCACGGCGCUCAUCGUGAUGCGAUCAAUAUCAAAGAGGUACACGACGGUAUCGAUUUCUUCUUCAGUCAACGCAACCACGCUGAGAAAUUCGUCGAUUUUCUAAACAGUUCGGUCCCUGUUCGUGUGAAGAAGUCCCAGGAACUCAUCAGCAUGGACAUACAUACCUCGAAGAAAUCCUACAAAUUCACAUACUCUGCCGAAUUAGUCCCAAUCUGUCGAGACGACUUGGUUGCUCUUCCCAUUAAGCUCGCCAAGUCAAUAGGAAAUAUUUCACCUGUCUGUCUCUGCCACCGUGUUGGAACAAGUAUCAACCUGAUCGACCCAAAUACACUUCAGACAGCAGAUGUCCCUACACCGAUCUACUGGCGAGCACCCUUCACUAAUCUUACAGAUGUCAAGGAUCUGGUCGAGUUUGUAGUUCUUGAUAUUGAGCCACUAGGACCUACAUCACACAACGGUCGCUUCGUUUUAGCAGAAUGUACUGUCGCUCGUGCGUCGGAUCUAGGCGUCAACGACAAGACUUACUUCUGCCGAACACAUCUAGGAUCAGUCCUGCAUGCUGGGGACAGUGUUAUGGGAUAUCAGCUGACAGGCACAAACUUCAACAACAGCCAGCUUGACGAUAUCGAGAAGAAUAACGCUUAUGCGUCACAAAUACCUGAUGUUCUCCUAGUCAAGAAGCACUAUGCCCGAAAGAGGAAGCCAAAGACUCGCAGUUGGCGUCUGAAGCGUAUGGCUAAGGAUGAGGGCGAAUUAUUACCUAAGAAAGCCGAUCAAGAUAGAAUGGAUGCAGACUAUGAGAUGUUCUUGCGUGACGUUGAGGAAGACCCAGAACUGCGGCAGACACUUGCCUUGUACAAGGCUCAACAGAGAAAGAAGCAGGCAGAUGAAAUGAGCAUGGUUACAACGGAAGACAGUGGAGACGAGGAGGUACCGAAGAUCGAUGUCAACGAUUUGUUGGACGACUUUGACGAUAUGGACAUUAAUGAUCAGGUCUAG